CUUUGAUGAGGUUCUUCGGAUGGAUCUGGAAGUCACCUGAGACCAGGAAGACAGAGCAGAGAGAAUGAAGCCAGGCCUUGGAGAAGGCUGUUCCCAGGGCAGGCAGCUGCAAUUCCCCCCUCCCCCCCGCCUCGCAGCUUUCCGAACCGCCUUCCGGGCGCGGGGCGCGCUGGCAGUGCUGCAGCAUUUCGACCCCCUCUACAGCUUGCUCCACCACUUCCGAGCUGUGCAGACUGCUGUCAAGGAGGAUGCCCUGGAGCUGAUGAUGCAGGUGGUGUCCAAACAUUCCAAUGAACUUCCUGCCAUCUUGGGUGAUUCUGAGUUGAGCCAUGCAGACCGCAGUGCACACCUCAAUGCUCUCAAGAUGAACUGCUAUUUGCUGACUGGCCUGAUGGAUGCCUUUGAAAUGGAAACCUGCAAUAAUAGUUUGUUGGAGGUGGAUCCUGGUGGGAAGAACAAGAAAAACCGUACCAAGACCGCUCAAUCUUCAUGGGAAGAGGAGAGGGAGCCACUUUUACAACUGCUCACGCAGCUGCUGCAGCUGGAUCUCCGUCAGCUUUGGGGUGGUUUUGUGGUGGAAGAAGAGUUUGUCAGCUUAAUGACAGGAAGCUGCUACCGUAUCCUGGAGAAUCCAAGUAUUGGUCUUCAGAAGCACCGGGCCACACGGGAGGCUGUGACACAUCUACUUGCUGCAGCUCUGGUUCAUUAUGAUCACAUGUUCAGUGCCACUCUGAAGAUCACGCAGAUGCUGCAGCACUUUGAACAUGUAGCCCCAGUGUUUGCGCAGGCUGUGAGCCUCUGGGCUACAGAGUAUGGUCUGAAGAGCCUGGUGGGCGAAUUGCUAAGGGAAAUUGGACAGAAAUCUCCGCAGGAUCUGGCUCGUGAUACUUCUGGAGUCAAAGGUUAUGCUACCUUUAUAACUGAACUGUCUGAACGGAUUCCAGCUCUGGUGUUAUCCAACAUGAGCGUUCUCCUGCGUCACUUGGAUGGGGAGAGUUAUAUGAUGCGAAAUGCCAUUCUGGCGGCUAUGGCAGAAGUGCUGACACAGGUGCUGAAUGGUGACAAGCUGGAGGAAGUUGCCCGUGGUACUCGGGACCAGUUCCUGAAUAUGCUGCAGGCCCACAUCUGUGACAUCAAUGGCUUUGUGCGCAGCCGUGUGCUGCAGCUUUUCACUCGAAUCGUUCAGCGCAAGGCCCUGCCUUUGACUCAGUUUCAGUCUGUGGUAUCGCUGGCUGUUGGGCGUCUCAAAGACAAAUCUGUGGUAGUAGUUAAAAAUGCGAUCCAGCUCCUGGCUGCGUUUUUGUCCAACAAUCCCUUCUCCUGCAAGUUAAGCUGUGCUGACUUGGCCGAGCCACUGAAAAAAGAGACGCAGAAACUGCAAGAAAUGAGAGACCAUGGCAGAUCCACAGCAGCUCCAGCAAUCACCCCAGAGGAAGAGUGGGAAGCAAUGCUGCCAGAAGUUAGGGCUGCCACACAGCAGCUCUUUCAACCACCGCAGGAAGGGGAAGAGGAGGUGCUGGAAGUUGAGGAAACGGCGGAGAGUACAUCGGAGCAAAUCACUGGGCUGCUGAGGAAGCUGAAUUACAAGAGUGCAGCCCGCCUUACGCAGAAGGCCCUGUGUCGCUUCCAGGGGAAGGAGCCCUUCAGUGGCCCUACAGAGGAUAACGAGGAGGCAACAAUCUUGGGUGUUCUGAAGAGACUUUACACAGGUUCAUGCCCAGGUGAGAACAGUGAGGAUCCUCCGCGUGGCAACAGUAGUCUUAAUACUGAAGAAGUUGUACCAGAAGAGCAGCCUCAGUCAGAGCUGGUCAAACAGGAGAUGUUGGUGCAAUACCUGCAAGAUGCUUACGACUUCUCCGUGAAAAUCACAGAAGCCCUGAGCCUGAUCAGCAGGAUGAUGUACGAAAACUCUGUCUCAGUGGUGCAGGAAGCCAUUGAGUUCUUUGUGACAGUCUCAAAGUUUAGUGUGCCUCAGGCACUGCUUGGAGUCCGCAGGAUGCUCCCCCUCAUAUGGUCAAAAGAGCCUGCUGUUAAGGAGGCUGUACUGAAUGCCUACAGGCGGCUCUAUCUGAACCCCACUGGGGAUUCAGAGAGGGCCAGGGCCCAGAGCCUGGUGCAUUCUCUCUCUCUCAUCAUGGUGGAUGCAUCGCUAGGAACAAUACAGUGCUUAGAAGAAAUAAUCUCAGAGUUUGUGCAGAAGGAUGAAGUAAAGCCUGCUGUGAUCCAGCUGCUAUGGGAGCGGUUCACAGAAAAAUCUCAGUGCUCGUCACUAGAACGACGUGCUGCUGUGAUGCUGCUGGGGAUGAUGGCACGAGGGAAGCCGGAGAUCGUAGGUAGCAACCUGGAUGUCUUGGUGACAGUAGGGUUGUCCGAGAAGGCAUGUGAAGACUAUCGCCUGGCUCAAGAAGUAUGCAAUGCAAUUUCCAAACUUGCCAGUAACCCUAAGCCAGCACAGGGAAAGAACAAGGCACCUUUUCGACUGCCACAGAACCACAUGCUCUUUGGUUGCCUGAGUGAGACUGUGAGUAAAGGCUUUGCCCAACGAAGUGGUCACUGGAUCCCUUUCAUGGAGGCAGCAGUAAUGCUCAUCUACCAGCUGGCAGAAGGGGCAGAGGAGAUAUGUGCUCAAAUCCUGCAAGACUGCAGUCGGCAAGCUCUGGAGAAGCUGCAGGAGGCUGAUGGGCAGAAAGCUGAUCCAGCGGUUUCUCCCAGCAGAGUUUCUGAUGGUGAUAGCAGUCUCCCCACAUUCCUGCUGAUGCACCUGGUGUCCCUUGUGGGACAGGUGGCACUGCAGCAGGUAGCAUAUUUGGAAGUAUCUGUGAGUGCAGAGCUACGCAGACGCCGCAUCCUUAGAGAGGAGGAGAAGACCAAGAAGCAUUCUGACAGCAGCACAAAGAAGCAGAGACCCCAGAGCACAGGAAAUGAGACCACUAUGGAGGAAGAGCUGGGCCUUGUGGGGGCCUCAGCUGAUGACACAGAAGCUGAACUCAUCCGCAGUAUUUGUGAGACAGAACUUCUAGAUGAGAAGCACCUGUUCUCUGCCUUUGUUCCACUGGUGCUCAAGAUCUGCAACAACCCUGGGCUCUACAGUGAUCCAGCCCUCUCAGCUGCUGCAGCCCUCGCUCUUGGCAAAGUCUGCAUGAUCAGAUGGGAUUUUGGUAUCUAUGCCUUCUUUUCUGUACCCUGUCCCGUCAGCUCUGAGUUCUGUGACUCCCACUUGCGCCUGCUGUUCACCAUGAUGGAGAAGUCCACUCUGCCUGGUGUGAGAUCCAACCUCGUUAUUGCAGCAGGAGAUCUGGCCAUCCGUUUCCCCAACCUGGUGGAGCCUUGGACAUCACAUCUCUAUGCCAGGUUGCGGGACCCAUGCCCAAGCGUGAGGCAGACGGCUGGACUGGUGAUGACUCACCUCAUCCUCAAAGACAUGGUAAAGGUGAAGGGCCAAGUGAGCGAAAUGGCAACUCUGCUUAUAGACCCAGAGGAGGCAAUCAUGGGAGUGGCUCAGAACUUCUUCAGUGAACUCUCCAGCAAGGAUAAUGCCAUCUAUAACCUGCUUCCAGACAUAAUCAGUCGUCUCUCAGAUCCUAACUGUGGCGUAGAGGAGGAAUCCUUCCACGUUAUUAUGAGACAUCUUUUCUCCUAUAUUACAAAAGACAAACAGACAGAGAGCUUGGUGGAGAAACUUUGUCAGCGAUUCCGGACUGCCAGAACUGAGCGUCAAUAUCGGGAUCUGGCCCACUGCCUUACUCUGCUUGCCCUCUCAGAACGGGGCCUUCGCAAGCUGCAGGACAACUUUGACUGCUUUGCAGACAAGCUCCAAGACCCAGCUGUCUACAGCUGUUUCCAAACUGUGAUGGCUCGAUUCCGCAGAGCAGGCGGCAAACCUGAGACUAAAGUUUUGGCUGAAGAACUGGAGCAGAAGCUGGCUGCCUCCCAUAACCGAGGGCUGGAUUCAGCAGAGACAUGCCAGGAAGGUAGUGGAACUCCAAUGCCAGAGCCAGCCAAGCGGAAAACAACAGGAGGUUCAUGCCGCCAUCCCCUGAACACAGUCAACAGGGAUGAAGAUUUUGUCACCCCUAAGCCUCGCAAUCUCCGAAACCCUAAGCGUGCCCAAAAGCGUCCUCCAUGCAAAAAAGCCAUUAUCACCUUCUCCAGUGAUGAGGAGAACAGCUCUGAGGACGAGCUAUCGGCAGAAUUAAGAGAGGAAGAAACCCCCACCAAAACAACCCCCAUCACCAGAUCUUCAGCCCGCCGGUUGCGCUGAGGGAACCAUCUGCCACUGUCUUUAACUAAAAAUAAAACUUGUUUUAUACAGCAGUCGUCUUCUCUUGUCUGAAUUACACCAUAAUAUGGCAAUGCUUUAACUGAGGACAAAAUGGAAGUUGCACA
Messenger RNA from Chroicocephalus ridibundus (black-headed gull), 4386 nucleotides. It is a transcript of the gene NCAPD2, whose product is annotated as non-SMC condensin I complex subunit D2. Bases 65 to 4261 code for a protein of 1398 amino acids. Gene Ontology annotation, cellular component: nucleus; condensin complex; condensed chromosome, centromeric region. Lineage: Eukaryota; Metazoa; Chordata; Aves; Charadriiformes; Laridae. The transcript is spliced from 31 exons. The record is from RefSeq and is a predicted model, not a curated record. Gene Ontology annotation, biological process: mitotic cell cycle; meiotic chromosome condensation; mitotic chromosome condensation. Gene Ontology annotation, molecular function: histone binding.